CUUCCGCUGCACGUGUGUUUAUUUCCAAUUUCUUGAAAUAUAACAAAUUCCAUCAAAAUGCCUAAGAAGAAGAAGAAGUUUAUAGACAAGAAGAAUUCAGUUACGUUCUCAUUGGUUCAUAGAAGUCAGCGUGAUCCUCUGAUUGCUAAUGAUGAUGUUGGAACCAGAGUUCUACUGCCUAUUAAUGAAAGGGAGGCUAGGAAAGAGGAAGAAAGAAAAUUUGGUGUGUUUUAUGAAGAUGAAUAUAAUUAUCUACAACAUCUUCGGGAUGCCAAUGAAAUUUCUGAGUUGGAACCGAUAGAGAGGAUCCGUAUCUCCAAAUCUGACAAGCCUAAACCGUCUACAUCUAAGAAAUCAGAAAAGAAAGAUGGUGAUAGGGAAGAAGAUGGCGAAGAAGAAGAAGAGGAAGAUGAGACGGAAACAGAAGAGAAAAAGACGAAAUCUAAUAUAACUUUACCAUCAUCUGUUUUUGGAUCAGAAGUUCAGGCUAAAACUGGAAUGUUGAAUAAAGCAGCUCCUAGGAAAGGUCCACUAAUUGAAUGGGAUCCUGAUAUCGUAGCUGGUCUUGAUGAUGAUUUUGAUUUUGAUGAUGAGGACAAUCUGCUAGAUGAUGAUUUUAUUACGAAAGCCAACGCUCCUGUUGAAGGGGAAGAGAACAUGGAAGGAGAAGAAAAUAAAGAAGAUGACUCUGGUUCAGAUUUUGAAACUGACGAAGACGAUAUGUUCAGUGAAAAUGAUGAUUUUGAUGGAGAGGAAAAUUUGGAUAAAGAAGAAACGAAAUCGCGAUUUACGAAUUAUUCUAUGACAUCAUCAGUGAUAAGGAGAAACGAAGGUUUAACACUUUUAGAUGACAGAUUUGAGAAGUUCUAUGAGCAGUAUUAUGAGGAAGAGAUCGGAGCUUUAGACACAGAAGAUAUCGAUGGUUCCAUUUCUACUAAAAGUGCCCUGAUGAAGGAAAUACUCAAAGACUUCCAGAAGGAUAGGAAGGAGAAAAAUAAAAAACUGCGAGAAAUUGUAGAUGAAAAAGAAAUCCUGAUUAAUGAAGAUGAUGUGGAUUCAGAAAAAGAAGAUGAUAUGAUGGAUCUUACUAUUGAAGAACCAAAAGAAAAAUGGGAUUGUGAAUCUAUUUUGAGUACCUAUUCUAAUUUAUAUAACCAUCCUAAAAUGAUAUCAGAACCAAAAAAGGACGGUAAAAUAAAAUUAACCUCCAGACUGGGAAUUCCGCAAGGUAGUCUAGGCUUACCAGGCUUAACACGGAAACAGAUAGAAAAAGAGAUGCGUGAAUCGCGGAAAGCUGACACUGCCAGUACAUAUAGACCGAAAGGGGAAACAACCGAAGAAAAGAAAGCGAGAAAACAAGCUGUUAAAGAUGAAAGAAAGGUUCGGAGAGCUGAGAAGAAAAUAAACAAACAGGCCUUCAACUCUGAAAAAUUACGACAAGAAAAAGAAAUUGUUAAUUUACAGAAAAACGUUCAGGGGAUCAAAAUGGCCUGAAAUGUGUUUUGUAUUGUUAAUAUUUGUAUAAAAUCUGUAAACUGGAGUUGAAGACAUUUUGUACUUUAUUUUCAAACCUUCUGAAGGCUUAACAUUAAGAGCUAUUAUUUUGCAUUUGAAAGAUAUUGAAUGACUUGUAACGGCUAACCUAUACUUGAUGUCCGAUAGAGGAUAUUGCUCCGUCAGUCAUGUCCGGCAAAUAGGGCCAAAUCAACAGCCCUGUAGCCAUGUCGUACAUAUUUUGUACAAUUUUUUUGUUUGUUAUUUCUAUCUGGUUUAUUUAUGUUUGAAGUUUUAAUUCAGUUUUGAACCCCAUCUCAGUUUGUAAAAAUUGUAAUGAAGAAUCUGUGUUUUGUAGUUUUCAUACAUCUCACUCUCAUUUGGGCAAAAAUUUAUCGCAACAUUUUUUGAGAAACAAACCCCAAAUUGGCUGUAAUAGAUCUUUGACUAUGAUUUAAACUUCAUUAGUAAUCAUUGUUAGGUUUUGAGUUUCUUUUUUUUGAUCAUGAAUAUUAAUGUAUUGUAAAUAUCUUAAAAGUUAUUAAAUG
This is a messenger RNA of Lottia gigantea (owl limpet), 2042 nucleotides long. RefSeq lists its product as hypothetical. Gene Ontology annotation, cellular component: nucleus; preribosome, small subunit precursor; cytosol. Gene Ontology annotation, biological process: ribosomal small subunit export from nucleus; ribosomal small subunit biogenesis. The transcript is spliced from 11 exons. Bases 58 to 1494 code for a protein of 478 amino acids. Lineage: Eukaryota; Metazoa; Mollusca; Gastropoda; Lottiidae. The record is from RefSeq and is a predicted model, not a curated record.